Messenger RNA from Onychostruthus taczanowskii (white-rumped snowfinch), 2573 nucleotides. It is a transcript of the gene AMN1, whose product is annotated as antagonist of mitotic exit network 1 homolog. The transcript has 7 exons. Gene Ontology annotation, molecular function: protein binding. The record is from RefSeq and is a predicted model, not a curated record. The coding region runs from base 82 to 867 and encodes 261 amino acids. Gene Ontology annotation, biological process: SCF-dependent proteasomal ubiquitin-dependent protein catabolic process. Gene Ontology annotation, cellular component: SCF ubiquitin ligase complex. Lineage: Eukaryota; Metazoa; Chordata; Aves; Passeriformes; Passeridae.
GAGCGCCGGGCCGGGCUGGGCCGGCGUCCCCUCAUUACCCACCACGUUCCUCGGGCCGCGGCGCAUUCCCCGCUCCCUGCCAUGAGCUGGGACGGCGCCGGCGAGGAAGUCCGGCUCCUUCUGGACCUAUGCCUUCAGUGCUUGACAAAGAACCUUUCCAGAUACUCUGCAGAUAUUAAGUCAUUGCCACCCAAUAUAAAGGAUAAACUGAUCAAAUUAAUGAGUAGGCAAGGGCAAAUAACUGAUGCAAAUAUCAGUGAGGUAUUGCACCCUGCUGUGGAGUCUCUGGACCUCCGAGACUGUGAUAUUUCAGAUAAGGCAUUAUUGCAGCUUUGUCACUGCAAGCAGCUGAAAAAAAUCAACUUAAAUUCUUGCAAGGAGAACAGAUUUGGAAUUACUUCAGAAGGAGUCAUAGCACUGGCCUUAUCCUCUCCCUACCUGCGUGAAGCCUCUUUCAAAAGGUGCUGUGAUAUAACUGACAGAGGAGUUCUGGCUCUUGCACUCAACUGCCAAUUCCUGCAAAUAGUGAACUUGGGCAGCUGCUCAGGCAUCACGGAUGCAUCUCUGCAGGCACUAGGAGAAAACUGCAAAUUUCUUCACAGUGUGGACUUCUCAUCUACUCAGGUAACAGAUGAUGGCGUUGUAGCACUAGUGAGUGGAACAUGUUCAAAUAAUUUAAAGGAGAUCCACAUGGAGCGCUGUGUUAAUCUGACCGACGUCGCUGUGGAAGCCGUCCUUACUUGUUGUCCCAAGAUACACAUUUUUCUGUUCCAUGGAUGCCCACUGAUAACAGAUCGGUCCCGAGAUGCUUUAGAGCAACUCAUCAUAUCAAACAAAAUCAAGCAACUAACAUGGACUGUUUACUGAUUAUUUAUCCUGUUCAUGUGACUGUCAAGUUUACAGGUGGAGAGCUCCUUCAGCAAACAAGCACCUUGGAGAACUACCUGGUGACUUUUGUUCCACCAGGCUGCAUCCCUCCUGCUUCCCACUGGAGGUCUCCAUUGCCAUUCCAGUCCUUGCCCGUGAGCCUGGGCUUCCUUAUUGUCUUUCCUUGGAGCCCUGUCUGUGUUUCCAUUGAUCAUACUUCAUUAAGAGGAAAGUUAAACUAUCUAGGGCCGUUGCUCAGGCUUCCUGAAGUGCUGGAUUUGGCUGCUACUUAGUAUCCUUUAGCAAUUUAGCCACAAACCCAGUUUAGGUAAGCGUGUAUUCUGAGUUUGUAUUCUGGCGUAGUACUUAAAAUUAAAAGUACCCAGCUCAAAUGUAAUAUUGACACAUAGCAGUGUCUGUGAAGUUGGGAGUUGAAUCUAACAAAAGUCAACAGUCAGAACUGGUGAAUGGAGGUGGUAUUAACAGUGAUACAAAGGUACUUUCAGUAGUAACAAAGAAUCUCCUUUCACCAUGUACUUUACUAGGUCUGGAAUAAAAAACUUAGGUACCUUUUUCCUGAUGUUACUGAUGCUGCAGGUUUCUGUUCUUACUUACCAUCAAAUACUUGCUGGAUUUUUACACAUCCAAAUGUAGAGCCUGUGAAUGUGUAAACAUAAACUUGCUUUGGAAUUGUUAUGGUGACUUUACAAAUUUCAGAGUAGUAGCUGUGACCAAAAACAGGAUUUUAUACAUGGGCAAAUAAAAUAUUUGCCCUGGCUUUUGCCUUUGUUUCUACAUGAAAAUCCUUUUAGAGAACAAAACACUGGUACUCAUAAGCAUAUCUGUGAAUGAAAUAGGACCAAAUGUAGUGUGUGAGCACAUAAAUCUCAGGAUGGUAGAGUAUGUGUUCUGCUGUAUGCAGUUCAUUACAUAUCCAGCUGAAAAUAUCAAUUCAUUUAUUGUUCAGUUAUAGUAAUAUUAAAAAAUAAUUUUUGAACUGUAGCAUGAGUUUAUUACAUAAUGGAGCAGUGCUCUCAUCUCAAUUAUAAGUCAUGUUCCUUGGCUUUCUUGAACCAGCAUAACCUCUAGUCAGAGUUCUAUGAUUUCUGCAUUAAGCUCCUUAAUGCCAGCCAUUUUAGCUUUAUAAGGGAAUGGAGCACACUGGGUUUAUUCUCUGGAUCUGGAAGUAGAAGGGUUUAGCUAUGGUGGUCUAACAUGGGUUUGAUGAUGUCUGGAAACCUAAAGAGUGGCAGUCAUAAGGAAUAUGUUUACCAUUUAACUCUUGUCAUAGCCACACCUAAGCAUUGCAGAAAUAAACCAGUCUUAUAUUAAUCUAUUUCAAGUUCAGGUCUAAUUGCAUGGAAGGUAAUUUUUGUUGCCAAUAUUAAAUGGUAUUAUGACGUCUGACAAUAAUAUUUGUUCUUCUGUUGAUUAUAUGGUUUAUGAAAGUGCAAGACUAUUUAGAAAAAUCGUUCAGGUGUCAGUAAAAGUGUAUUUUUCCAAGACCAGCACCUAAAUCCCUUACACCCUUGUUGCAUGGCUCCGCCCAGUGAUGAAUAUUUUCCUGUGAUCCCUGUAGGUGUAACUGCACCAGUGCAAACCAUUGAUUUUAUUUCUUUCUGUUGUUGUUGUUGUUGGUGUUUUUUUUUGGUUGGGGUUUUUUUUGUGGCAUUUUUUUUGUGUGGGGGUUUUUGGGUUUUUUUUGU